AGCAGCAGUUCCUUGGAAAACGUUUGAGCUGGCACACACGCGUUGCGUUUGUAGAGGGAGCUUUUUUCAAUUCAUUAACUGGCAAAGUGGUUCAAUUUCCAAAAGAAGACUCACCUGUUGGAGCGAGGAGUCAGCAAAGCGUAGUUUGAAGGACAAAGAAGGUGUGCUGGUAUUGGGUAAAAAUUAAAAGCUGAAAGAACAAAGGAGGACUGGAAGAAAGAAAAACUUGCUUUCUGAGGUGGAACAGACAGAAGCUACAGAAUGGGCUCGUUUGGACUUGAGCUGGCCGGCAUUAGUCUGGCGGUGCUGGGUUGGAUGCUGAGUAUCGUCAGCUGUGCCCUGCCGAUGUGGAGGGUUUCAGCCUUCAUUGGCGCCAACAUUGUCACAGCUCAGGUGUACUGGGAAGGUCUUUGGAUGAGCUGUGUGUUUCAGAGCACAGGGCAGAUGCAGUGUAAAGUCUAUGACUCCAUGUUGGCUCUUCCUCAAGACCUGCAGGCCGCCAGGGCACUCACUGUCGUCGCCAUUGUCGUGGGAGCGGUGGCGCUCCUCAUUUCCAUGACAGGAGCCAAGUGCACUAACUGCAUCGAAGAAGAGGGAGUCAAAGCCAAGGUGAUGAUCUCGUCUGGUGCAGGGUUCAUUGCAGCAGCUCUGGCACAGAUUGUACCCGUUUCCUGGUCAGCACACACCAUCAUCAUGGAGUUCUACAGUCCAGUCGUCCCCUCUGGGCAGAAGAUGGAGAUUGGCGCUGCGCUGUAUCUGGGAUGGGCCGCCGCAGGUUUGCUUUUGGUUGGUGGGGCCAUUCUCUGCUGCAGUUGCCCUCCGCAGGAAGAGAAAACCUUGAGGUACAGCGUAAACCCUCAGAGUCGAAUGGGAUACUCAGCUGCUCCGAGGUCCACGGCUCAAAGCUCCUACAACAGAAAAGACUACGUGUGAGGGAAAAGGACUAAAGACAGAUUAGGAAGAAUCAUAACUUUUAUUAUGUGUCCUUUAAUACCUGUAUCCUGAUCAUCUGUACAUUGUCAUGAAAUUUAUACGGAGGUGAACAUUUAAAACACAAAACAAAAGUAAGAUGCUCACGAGAUGGAGCAACAUUUCUGUGUGUUUUGUAGAAGUCUAGGAUCAGACAUGCGUGUACUGUACGUGUUUUUAACACCGAUGGGAAGAUUUUCACAGUUGGUUGAUGAAUUUCUUUACACGUUGUUGUAAAGUCGGCACAGAAACUUAGAAAAAAAAUGUCAUAAAGUUAAAAAAAAUAAACAAAGCAAAUGAAUGUGGUUCGUUGUCAAAGCUCAGCAAAGAUUUGCAUCCCAACAACUUAGUAACAGAUCCCAGCCUUUAGCUGGACGGAGUUCACUUCAGGCUCGGAAGGCAAAGCCAAAAUAGCAGAAUGUGCCAUAAAACAAAGAGGGAAGCUGUGUAAAAUUAAUAUUUGUUUAGAGUGAUACGUAUGUGAGGGAUUUCAUUUACGAUUUUACUUUUGAUGGUGUUGUGUUCAGAUUUUUUUGAAGUAUACACGUCUCGUGUAUUUUGUUUCAUUGUAUACUGUUUGUAUUAAAAUUGGCAAAUCUACUGAAAGUUCA
Messenger RNA from Nematolebias whitei (Rio pearlfish), 1580 nucleotides. It is a transcript of the gene cldn3d, whose product is annotated as claudin 3d. Gene Ontology annotation, biological process: bicellular tight junction assembly; cell adhesion. The record is from RefSeq and is a predicted model, not a curated record. Gene Ontology annotation, cellular component: bicellular tight junction; plasma membrane. NCBI's taxonomy places the organism in Eukaryota, Metazoa, Chordata, Actinopteri, Cyprinodontiformes, Rivulidae. The coding region runs from base 262 to 933 and encodes 223 amino acids. The transcript has a single exon. Gene Ontology annotation, molecular function: structural molecule activity.